Chionomys nivalis (European snow vole) is the source of this 2722-nucleotide messenger RNA. RefSeq names its product ankyrin repeat and SOCS box containing 16 (gene Asb16). Gene Ontology annotation, molecular function: protein binding. Gene Ontology annotation, biological process: intracellular signal transduction. The record is from RefSeq and is a predicted model, not a curated record. The coding region runs from base 59 to 1420 and encodes 453 amino acids. Lineage: Eukaryota; Metazoa; Chordata; Mammalia; Rodentia; Cricetidae. The transcript has 5 exons.
GCUGGAACAAGGAACAAUUCUCUGCCUGGGCGGUACUGCGCAGACCCCUGAACCGCUCAUGGCAGGGGAGAGCUUCCCUUUCACAUCCUCCACACUACGGGCUCUCCGCCUACAGAGAGAGUGGCUGGAAUGGGAGGACAGGAGGCGGGCUGCCGCUCGUCAGUGUCGAAGCCAGAGGUACCUCUCUAGUCCCCAGGCACGGCUCACGAGGCCACACCGCUCCUGCCGAGACCCAGUUGUCCACAGUGCCCUGUUCUCUGGGGACCUACAGCAGGUUCAAAUACUGUUCCAAGAUGAAGAGGCUGCCAACAUGAUUGUGGAGACAGUGAGCAACCAGCUGGCCUGGUCAGCAGAACAGGGAUUCUGGGUGCUGACUCCAAAGACCAAGCACAUAGCACCUCUUACCAUCGCUGUGGCCAGAGGCUACAUAGACUGCGCCCGGCACCUUAUCCUGCAGGGAGCUGACCUUGAUGCCCGGAUUGGAGGUCGUGCUGCCUUGCACGAGGCCUGUGCCCAAACCCAACCCGACUGUGUUCGGCUGCUGCUCACGUUUGGUGCCAAGGCUAAUGUGCUGUCUGAGGAGGGUAUGACCCCCUUGCACCUGUGCACGGCUCCUGAGUCUUUGCAGUGUGCCAAGUUGCUGCUAGAGGCCGGAGCAUCUGUGAAUGAGGCAUCACGAGAGAGCGAAGUCACACCCCUGCAUGUGGCUGCAGCUCGCGGCCUGGAGCAACACGUGGCUCUCUACCUGGAGAAUGGCGCAGACGUGAGCCUGCGCACCAGUCAGGGCGAGACUGCACUGAAUGCAGCCUGUGCUGGCGCAGAGGGGCCAGGUAGCUGCCGAAAGCACGCGGCAGCAGUGCGAAGUCUCUUGGAAGCCGGGGCUGAUCCCAGGGCUGCCGGUCGCAAGCGCCACACACCACUGCACAACGCCUGUGCUAAUGGCUGCGGAGGCCUGGCCGAGCUGCUACUGCGCCACGGAGCCAGGGUUGGCGUCACCAAUGGCGCUGGCCACACACCCAUGGACUGCGCGCUGCAGGCGGUACAGGAUUCCCCCAACUGGGAGCCCGAGGUCCUCUUUGCAGCGCUGCUGGACUAUGGGGCCCCGCCCGUUCACCCUGAGAUGCUGAAACACUGCGCCAACUUUCCUCGGGCCCUGGAAGUCCUCCUUAAUGCCUAUCCAUGUGUUCCGUCCUGCGACAGCUGGGUGGACGCAGUGCUCCCGGAACUGUGGCAGGAACACGAAGCCUUCUACACAUCAGCCCUAAGCAUGGAAAACCAGCCAAGACGGCUGCAGCACCUGGCCCGCCUGGCUGUUCGUGCUCAGUUGGGUAGCAAUUGUCGGCAGGCAGCCGCCCAACUCCCAUUGCCCCCACUGCUCAGAGACUACCUGCUGCUGUGUGUGGAGGGGCAAAUCCGGUGAGCUCCGAGCGGGCCACUUCUACUUCCAUCCGAUCCUACGCCCGGUGCUGAAAAACCAACCACUGCCCCUUCCUUUGCGCUUUGCCUGCCUCCAGGACCAGUUUGUCCCUCCAUUGACAUCUUAAGCCACCUGCUGAUCUUCAGGCCUUCUCAGCCUGUCCCCAACCCUCCACUCCCGUGCUUACGUAGGUAGAUGGCCGCUUUAUCUCCCCAAGCUACAAAUGAUCCACGGUGCAGCUCUCCCCUUGCCACCCAUAUGUCUACUCAGCCCUGCAUAGUGACAGGCCCUUUGUUGGACUUGAUAGCCUAUACUUCUAACCCCAGGACUGGAGGCUGAGGCAGCAGAACUAUGAGGUCAACACUAGCAAGAUCUCUGGGGGGAUGGUGUACCUUGCUUCUUUGCCUUCUUUCUAGCAUGACUCUGGAUAGAACUAAAAGAAAGGGCUACUGUGAUUGAUGUUCCCCCAGCACGAGGCAUGGAACCCGGGGCUGGGUACAUGCUAAGCGAGUGUCCCACCACAGAGUCCACCUCUGUCUCUUGAUAAAACCCAUGUCUUUAUUUUAUUUUUUUUAUUUAUUUGUUUUGUUUACAGUGUUCUGUCUGCAUGUAUGCCUGCAGACCAGAAGAGGGCACCAGAUUUCAUUACAGAUGGUUGAGAGCCACCAUGUGGUUGCUGGGAAUUGAACUCAGGACUUCUGGAAGAACAAUCAGUACUCUUAACCUCUGAGCCAUCUCUCCAGCCCCAGAAACCCAUGUCUUGAAUGGAUGCUAGAAUACUCUUUUUUUUUUUUUGGUUGGUUUGGUUUUUGUUUUUUGAGACAGGGUUUCUCUGUAUAAUAGCCCUAGCUGUCCUGGAACUUGCUUUGUAGACCAGGCUAGCCUCGAACUCACAGAGAUCUGCCUGCUUUUGUCUCCUGAGUGCUGGAAUUAAAGGCGUGUGCCACCACCACCUGGCCACCGGAGACAUUUCUGAUGUGUUCUCCCUUACUCCCCAGGUGUUGAUGGCAUCUUAAUUGGCAGUCCAUCUAGAAUGGCUUCUGGGGCCCAGAAAGGUGGAAAGCCAUUCUCUCUUUUUUCUUCUGGUCCUAGAGACAGAAAGGUAUGACCAGUCACCUUUAGGAGGAGGCUUUUCAAGGCAAACCAGUUUUGUUUGUUUGUUUUUUUGAGACAGGGUUUCUAUAGUCCUGGCUGUCCUGGAACUCACUUUGUAGACCAGUCCGGCCUCAAACUCACAGAGAUCCGCCUGCCUCUGCCUCCCAAGUGCUGGGGUUAAAGGUGUGCACUACCACCACCCGACUUGCA